CUUCAGAGUAUUAUUUAGAGCGAUCAUGUCCCGCCACGGAGAUAUCUCGAGUUCUGAGGACACGGUCGGUGUCUGUGUCUUCCAAUAUCCGAUGCCUCGUAUGCAUACCAACGACGAAGUAAUGGAGAAUGCCGCCAAGAUCUGCGAAAUCGUCAAGGGUACCAAAAAGGGAUUACCUGGCAUGGAUUUGAUUGUUUUUCCGGAAUACAGUACCAUGGGUAUCAUGUACGACCGUGACGAAAUGUUCGACACGGCUUGUCAAAUUCCUGGACCUCUUACCGACAUGUUUGCCGAGACCUGUAUUGAGGCCAAAGUCUGGGGCGUGUUUAGUUUAACUGGUGAGCAGCACGAAGAUCAUCCCAACAAAAACCCGUACAACACGCUAGUCUUGAUCAAUGACCAGGGGGAAAUCGUGCAAAAAUAUCGGAAACUGCUGCCCUGGACACCCAUUGAGGGCUGGACCCCAGGAAAUCUUGGCACCAGCGUCGUCGAUGGUCCGAAGGGUAUGAAAGUCAGCAUGAUUAUCUGCGACGACGGCAACUAUCCUGAGAUUUGGCGUGACUGUGCCAUGCGCGGUGCCGAACUGAUUAUUCGACCACAAGGCUACAUGUACCCGGCCAAGGAACAGCAAGUGCUGGUGAGCAAAACCAUGGCGUGGUGCAAUAACGUGUAUGUGGCAGUGGCAAAUGCGGCUGGGUUUGACGGGGUGUUCACAUACUUUGGUCACUCCGCGAUUAUCGGUUGUGACGGGCGCACCUUGGGCGAAUGUUCGACAGAAGUCAACGGCAUUCAGUACGCUCAACUUAGUAUUUCCGGAAUCCGGGACGGACGAGCCAACGACCAAUCUCAGAAUCAGCUCUUCAAGCUACUUCAUCGAGGCUAUACCGGUGUUUACGCCAAUGGUGACGGAAGCAAGGGUGUGGCGGAAUGUCCGUUUGAAUUCUAUAAUACCUGGGUGACGAAUCCGUUGGAAGCUCAGCGUAUGUCGGAAAACAUCACGCGUAAAACAAUCGGAGUGGCGUGCUGCCCCGUUGCAGGGAUUCCGGCGCCUGUUGAGGAAGAGGAUUGUGAGCUUACCCACGAGUUGAAUCUCCAGUAG
This is a messenger RNA of Phaeodactylum tricornutum CCAP 1055/1, 1099 nucleotides long. Its product is annotated as aliphatic amidase. The record is from RefSeq and is a predicted model, not a curated record. Bases 26 to 1099 code for a protein of 357 amino acids. NCBI's taxonomy places the organism in Eukaryota, Bacillariophyta, Bacillariophyceae, Surirellales, Neidiaceae. The transcript is spliced from 5 exons. Gene Ontology annotation, molecular function: hydrolase activity, acting on carbon-nitrogen (but not peptide) bonds, in linear amides.